Molecule: messenger RNA, 2452 nt
Organism: Cynara cardunculus var. scolymus (artichoke)
Lineage: Eukaryota; Viridiplantae; Streptophyta; Magnoliopsida; Asterales; Asteraceae
Product: U-box domain-containing protein 17-like
Exons: 1
Coding region: 150-2333 (727 amino acids)
Biological process (GO): protein ubiquitination
Cellular component (GO): cytoplasm; nucleus
Molecular function (GO): protein binding; ubiquitin-protein transferase activity
Source: RefSeq, a predicted model, not a curated record
AAACCCUCUCUUUAAUCCAUUUCUUUCUCUUGGUCUUCACGCGGAUUCUCACUCAAAUAAAUCCAAUCCAUUCUGAAUCAAAACCCAUCUACAAAAACCAUUUCUUUUUCGAUUUCAUCCCCAAAAUCACUCCAAAAACUGUUAAGAAAAUGGCGUCAGCGGCCAUUUUUUCAUCCUUACGUCGGAGCAGGUCGCCGUCGUUAGACGCGUUCCUAUCGCCGGUGGAUCUAGACGACAACGACGUCGUCGGAUUGUUAAAUACCCUAACCGCCGUCGCAUCGGAUCUCAUUUUAUCAUUUUCCGACAAGACGCCGCCGUUCCAGAAGAGGAACUCCAGAUCUUUGCUCCGGCGAAUCGAAUUGUUUGUCGUGUUGUUGGAUUCCGUUCGCGAUUCAGGUGAGUGGUGGUCCAAUUUACCGUCGACGUUGGUGUUAUGCUUUAAGGAGUUGUACCUUCUGCUUUACAGGUCCAAAAUUCUGCUUGAUUACUGCACUCAAUCGAGUAAGUUAUGGUUGUUGCUUCAAAACCCUUCAAUUUCUGGCCAUUUUCAUGAUCUUAAUCAAGAAAUCUCGACACUUUUGGAUGUUUUUCCGAUGGACAAAUUGAAUUCUUUGGUUACUGAUGACGUUAGAGAACAGAUUGAUUUGCUACAAAAGCAAUCCAGAAGGGAUAAAUUGUUCAUAGAUAAACACGAUGAAUCAUUAAGAUUGAAGUUCUUCAAUUUGUUGAACGAAAUUGGGAAAGGGAACAUCCCAAAUUCCGAAGAUUUCCAUGAAUUUUUCGUCGGAAAAUUGGGGAUUCUUAAUGCGAGAGCUUGUAGGGUUGAAAUCGAGUUCUUGGAAGAACAGAUUGCGAAUCACGAGUGUGAUCUUGAGCCUUCUGCUUCAGUUCUUGGUGGGUUUAUCGCCAUGAUCAGAUAUUGCAGGUUCUUGUUGUUUGGAUUCGAAGAAGAUGAAGCAGAAAUGAUAAUGGGGAAAAGAUUUAGAAGGAUGAAAAGAAGAGGAUUGAUUUCGAAAGAAAUCGCGGAUACUUUUCGAACGAUCCAAAAAGAUUUUUGUUGCCCGAUUUCGUUAGAUUUGAUGAUGGAUCCUGUGAUAAUAUCCACUGGACAGACUUUCGAUCGAGGUUCGAUUUCGAGAUGGAUCGAAGAAGGUCAUUGUAAUUGCCCGAAAACCGGGCAAGUUCUUGUACACAAGAAGCUCGUACCGAAUCGGGCACUUCGGAAUCUGAUCAUGCAGUGGUGUAUGGCUCACAAGAUUCCUUACAGUCCUCCGGAAAGCUCGGAUCUGGUGGCGGAAUCUUUUCCGGCUGCUCCGGCAAGUCGGGCAGCGGUGGGAGCGAAUAAAGCCACCGUCCGCCUCCUUAUUCAACAGCUGGAAAACGGUUUGGAUUGUGGUAAAGCCAUCGCUGCUCGUGAAAUCCGUUUCUUGGCAAAAACAGGGAGGGAAAACCGCGGUUUCAUUGCAGAAUCUGGAGUGAUUCCGCAUUUGAAGGCUUUGCUUUCUUCCCGAAGUGCCGUUGCACAGGAGAAUGCAGUGACAGCAAUGUUGAAUUUGUCGAUCUAUGAUAAGAAUAAGAGUCGGAUCGUGGAAGAAGACGGGUGUUUGAGAGCAAUCGUGGGCGUUUUACGAUUCGGCCACACGAUCGAAUCGCGGGAAAAUGCGGCUGCUACGCUUUUUAGUCUCUCCGCUGUUCAUGAUUACAAGAAAAGAAUCGCGGAUGAAGACGGAGCUUUAGAGACGUUAGCUGGUUUACUAACCGACGGCACGCCGAGAGGGAAGAAAGACGCGGUUACGGCUGUUUUCAAUCUGUCGACACACACCGCAAACUGUGUGAAAAUGAUCGAAUACGGGGUUGUCAGAGCUCUAGUCACGGCCUUGAAAUGCGACGGCAUUGCGGAGGAAGCCGCCGGUGCAUUGGCGUUGAUCGUGCGGCAACCGGUCGGCGCCGAGGCAGUAGGAAACGAGGAGGCUGCGGUCGUUGGCCUGAUCGGAAUGAUGAGGUGUGGAACACCCCGAGGCAAAGAAAAUGCCGUGGCGGCGUUGCUCGAGCUUUGCCGGAGCGGCGGGGCCCACACAACCGAACGGGUCUUAAAAGCUCCAUCAUUGGCUGGCCUCAUUCAGAGUUUGUUGUUUACCGGAACUAAACGGGCUCGGAGGAAAGCGGCAUCGCUUGCUCGGGUUUUUCAACGUUGUCAUUACGAUUCUUUGCAUUUCAACGGGUUGCGGUUGGGUUAUGGUUUCGCCGGGAACUCGACCGCCGGAAAUCUGGAUUCAGGAUUUCCGGCAGAGACCGUCUCGGUGUCGAUGUCGAUGUCAGUUUCGGUUUCGUAGUUUGGUAAUAUGAUCAUCAACCCCCUUUCUUUACCCCCCAAAUAUUCAUUUUAUGUUACUAUAUAUAUGUUACUUUAUAAUCUCAUACAUUCAUUCAUUAAUAUUUACUUAUUUGGUAA